Molecule: messenger RNA, 243 nt
Organism: Acaulospora morrowiae
Lineage: Eukaryota; Fungi; Glomeromycota; Glomeromycetes; Diversisporales; Acaulosporaceae
Source: the annotation of a GenBank genome assembly
AUGUCUGCGUUCCAACCACCACGUCAUUCCUGUCGAUGGACUAGAGGAGGUCGUAAGGGGCUGGGUGGAAUGUGCAAGACAUCAACACAUUUCAACGACGAACCGGGAUUCAUCUCCAAUGAAUUUUUGGAAUGUCUUUUUAUCAGACUUGAUUCAUCGCGGGCCUAUAAUGGCUGGGGAGCAUCGAGAACUCUUUUGAUUUUUGAUACGAGGGAGUUCGAGACUUCAGUGAAAUGCGAACCG